UUGCUCCUUCUCAAUAUUCUCACCAAAAAGCCAAACUUGCCCAAUGAUUUGAAAGAUUUUGAGUUUCGAGUCAACAUUAAUGUUUCCAGCAAAAACACCUUAUAUUACUGCAAACCAUUCCAAAUGCCAGACUUCAACGAUACCAAGAAGCACGUCGUCAAGAUCUCACCUGUUAUCACCCCUGGUAACGAGGGUCUUGUCCACCAUAUCCUGGUUUAUGGAUGCAAAGAUGAUUUUCCUGUUUCUAAUCUCAGCGUUGAGGGAGCAUGUUUUGGAUCUAACAUGCCUGACCAUGUUCAAUCAUGUGCUGCUCAGUCGGUAGUUGCAUCAUGGGCUAUUGGGGGUGGUGUAAACCGCACCGACCAGUCUGGCAUUCGUUUCCACUAUACUUCAUCUCUACGCAAAUAUGAUGCCGAUAUUUUGUGGGUUGGAUGGGCUGUCAGCCCUUUCAUGUGGAUCCCACCUUAUCAAAAGCAGUGGAACUCUAUUGGCUACUGUCCUUCGAGCUGUACACAACUCGGAUUGGCAAACAGUAGUUUACCAGAGGGAGGCAUCAAAGUGUUUUCAGCGAUUCUUCACUCUCACCUUCUUGGUAAAUAUGACAAUAGAAACAAUAAUAUCUUGACUAUGAGAACAGCCAUAAAAAUAGCUAAAAUAAUGACCAUUUGA
Messenger RNA from Exaiptasia diaphana, 669 nucleotides. Its product is annotated as DBH-like monooxygenase protein 1. The coding region runs from base 124 to 669 and encodes 181 amino acids. Gene Ontology annotation, cellular component: secretory granule membrane. Lineage: Eukaryota; Metazoa; Cnidaria; Anthozoa; Actiniaria; Aiptasiidae. The transcript is spliced from 5 exons. The record is from RefSeq and is a predicted model, not a curated record. Gene Ontology annotation, biological process: octopamine biosynthetic process; norepinephrine biosynthetic process; dopamine catabolic process. Gene Ontology annotation, molecular function: dopamine beta-monooxygenase activity; copper ion binding.